Molecule: messenger RNA, 267 nt
Organism: Striga hermonthica
Lineage: Eukaryota; Viridiplantae; Streptophyta; Magnoliopsida; Lamiales; Orobanchaceae
Source: the annotation of a GenBank genome assembly
AUGACUUCAUAUCUGCGCAAAAAAUUCCAGUAUUUGACGACGGCGCCGUCACAGUCCUCCGAGUCCGAGGAUGUUGUAAGGGACACUGAAGUCAACCCAGGUAACAAUAUGGACGAGAUCGAACGCAGUAAAAUCGGAAUUGUGAGAGCCCUUGUCCAGAAUCAGAACCCCUCUGCUAAGGAUUUUGAUGAUCUAAUGAUCCGUAGAUUUUUGAGAGCUCGUGAUCAUGAUGUUGAGAAGGCAUCAGCCAUGUUACUGAAGAUAUGA